Daktulosphaira vitifoliae (grape phylloxera) is the source of this 1197-nucleotide messenger RNA. RefSeq names its product paramyosin-like. Bases 1 to 1197 code for a protein of 398 amino acids. The transcript is spliced from 9 exons. The record is from RefSeq and is a predicted model, not a curated record. NCBI's taxonomy places the organism in Eukaryota, Metazoa, Arthropoda, Insecta, Hemiptera, Phylloxeridae.
AUGGACGAUAUCGUAAAAUAUUUUAAUCAAAAUUUAAAUGAUUAUGAAAAUAAAGAGGUAAUGGAUGAAAUGGGCACGUUUAUAAAUAAGAAGGCGUUAGCAAAUGAAGUCGGCGAUUCUAUUUUACAAAAAACUGUGAACAGUCAUACAGGAUUGUCAGAUCGCAGAGGACGAGCCCAAUACAUAAUAUUAUUACAGCAAAAAGUAACUCAACUCCAAGAAAAACUAAAUCUAAAAAACAGCACAAAUACAAAUGAUUUCGAUGAACUUCAAUAUAAAAAAGCAAUAGAAGAUGUGAGACGGGAAGAAAGAGAAAAAAAAUCGCUUGUCGAAUUAGAACUCAAAUGCGCUCUAAAGAGAGUUAAUGAGCUAGAUACAUCUUCUAAAAAAUGGGAAAGUCGAUGUAAAGCUCUUGAUGUAGAAAUGGCAGUUCUUAGAGAUCGGCUUGAAAAGAUUCAGUUGAAAUUUCAACAUAAUGAAAAAAUCAUCGAAGAACAAGAAGGUAAAUUAAAAACUACCAAUGAAGAUACUAUUCGUAAACUAAAUAAGUUAGAAAGGGACAAUAAGACUCUUUGUCAAAGGCUCGAAGAGGUAGAAAAGACAAUUGAGGAAGAAACAAAAAAGUUAUUAAGCAAAGAUUUGGAAAUUAAACAAUUACAAAAUGAGUUAAAAAUGUGUAAACCAAUUAUAAUAAAACAAGAAAUGGAUUUUUCAAAUAUUGUUAACGAGCCAAUACAUGUAAUUGAUUACUAUCAAUUUAUACCUAUGAAAUUUAAACAGCUUGAAAAUCAACAACUAUUAGAAUUAUUACUCAAAGCCAACACGGAAGUUCGUGAAAAAAUUUUACAAACUACAGAUCUUAAGAUUGAAUUAGCAAAACAAAAACAAAAAGUGAAGAGAACGGAAUCUAAAACAGGAGGAAUGAGAACAGUGUCGUCCAAGACGUGUAGUAAUACGAGUCGGCCUAUGUCAUAUAAAUCUACCUAUGAAUCAAAACAAAUUUCAGUGAACCAAAUUCAACUUAAGAUAGAUAUACUGAACGAGGAGAAUGCCGCAUUAAAAACACACAUUGAUACUCUCACAAUAAUCAACAAGGACCAAGAAAGACAGUUUGCUAAAUCAUUAACCGAAUUAAAUAAAAAAAUUAAAACAAUUAUCCCUUGCAAUUGCACAAAAUUUAUUAAAUCAGAUAAUUAA